Molecule: messenger RNA, 831 nt
Organism: Pedinophyceae sp. YPF-701
Lineage: Eukaryota; Viridiplantae; Chlorophyta; Pedinophyceae
Source: the annotation of a GenBank genome assembly
AUGCCGGCCGCCAGCCUCCGCCCUCCGUCGGCGCUCGUUGCCGCGCAGCGCCCGCGGCCCGCCCAGCGGCGCGCGGCCCGGCCUGCCGUGGUCGCCGUCCGCGCGCACGGCCAGGCCGCCGGCCACGGCGGCGGCCACGGCGGCGCGACGGCCGCGCCCCCGACGGGGUUCAUCGCGGAGAUGAGGACGGCGGCGAUGAAGCUCCACACGCGGGAGCAGGCGCCGAAGGAGGGGCAGAAGGUCGCGGAGAAGCCCGCGGAGCAGCCCGUGAAGAAGUGGACGCCCACCCGCGAGGGCUACCUGCGCUUCCUCGUGGAGUCCAAGAUCGUCUACGAUGCAAUUGAGGACAUCAUUGCGAACUCGGACCACCCCGACUUGCAGCGGUUCCAGAACUCGGGGCUGGAGCGCGGCGCCGCGCUCGAGAAGGACAUCGCGUGGAUGAAGGAGAAGUACGGGGCGGAGGUCGGCUGCAGCCCGGAGGGGUGUGCUGCGUGCAACGGGUCGUCGCCGGGCCACACGUACGCGAGCUCGCUCCGGAAGAUGGCCGCGGAGUCUCCGACGGCGUUUGUGUGCCACUACUACAACACGUACUUUGCGCACACGGCGGGGGGGCUGAUGAUCGGCAAGAAGAUGUCCGACGAGCUCCUCGAGGGCGCCACGCUCGAGUUCUACAAGUGGGACGGCGACGUGAAGGAGUACCUCGCCGCGGUGCGCGACCAGAUCAACGCGGCGGCCGAGGGGUGGUCGCAGGAGGAGAAGCAGGCGUGCCUGGACCAGACCGCGGACAGCUUCAAGGCCGGCGGCGCGCUCCUGGGCCUCGUCGCCUCGUGA